This is a messenger RNA of Photinus pyralis (common eastern firefly), 1739 nucleotides long. It is a transcript of the gene kra, whose product is annotated as protein krasavietz. Bases 166 to 1434 code for a protein of 422 amino acids. Gene Ontology annotation, cellular component: membrane; cytoplasm. NCBI's taxonomy places the organism in Eukaryota, Metazoa, Arthropoda, Insecta, Coleoptera, Lampyridae. The transcript has 6 exons. The record is from RefSeq and is a predicted model, not a curated record. Gene Ontology annotation, molecular function: protein binding.
UUAGUCAAAGCAAUUUAAAUUCCCGCCAUUUUUGUUUGAUUAUUGAUUCCGGUUGUAUUUCGCAGUCGCAUUUUAUUUCUCGGCACUUUCUUUUGACGAGUGUUGAAUUUGUGUUAAACUUUGUGAAGGUGUGCUUCUUUUUUAACAGCAUCAACAAAUUUUUGUAUGAGUCAAAAGGUAGAAAAGCCAGUUCUGUCCGGUCAGCGAAUUAAGACCAGAAAAAGAGAUGAAAAAGAGAAAUAUGACCCACUUGGAUUUCGAGAUUCUGUAAUAACUGGACUGGAUAAAUGUGCUAACGAUUUCGAAGCUAUUUCACGAUAUUUGGAUGGAGCAGGCAGCAAACUAGAUUAUCGACGCUAUGGUGACAGUCUCUUUGAUAUACUUAUUGCUGGAGGCAUCUUGGUGCCAGGCGGGACCCUUUCACAGGAAGGCGAAGGUCCGUACAAGACAGAAACAUGCAUAUUUAGUUCACCAGACGAAAUAAAUUUAGAAAUUAUGAAAAGUUGGGAACAAGUCUUUAUAAAGCUUAUGCGCCGAUAUAAGUACUUGGAAAAGAUAUUUCAGGAUGAAAUAAAGACAAUUUUGAUGUUUGUUAAGUACUUCACUCCGGCAGAUAGGAAAAAACUGUCCGUCAUGGUAUUCCUAUGGAUAUCAAAUAAUAGCAUCCCAUUCAACACGGUUGUCGUACUGAAUAAUUCACAUCUCGUAAAGGAGCACUUGGCCCUUGACUUUUUAAUUGACAUAUUUAAAUGGUGGCGUCAAGAUAAGGGGGUAGCUUCUCUACACUCCGCGAUUAAGAAAUAUAACAUUGAGUCGCAUUUGAUGAGUUUCAUCCCGGACACGAAGCAGUCGCAUGCAUACUUCCGUACUGCUUUUCAAGAGAACGGCCUCGAAGAAAUUCUUAAAUUAUACAACGAUCAGCACCAGCAACAAGCCAAAAAGGAGCUGCAAACUUUGCUUUCGGAUGGUCUCCAAGAAAAUAAACCGAUGCGCGAAAUUAUAACCGAACUAAAAGAGUUUGCGACUCGUGAGUUGAUUUUAGAACACGAAACUGUUUGUAUUAUAUGGACUACUGUAAUGGCGCAGGCCGAUUGGAAUAAAAAAGAAGAGCUAGUAACCGAUCAAGCCGUUCGUCACUUAAAACAAUACACCGGAUUAUUUUCUGCGUUUGCACAAAACGCUCGCGCAGAACUGAGUCUUUUGCUCAAAGUUCAAGAUUAUUGUUACUCUAACAUGACAUUCAUGCGCGCGUUUCAGAAAAUUAUCGUAAUGUUCUACCAAGCGGAAGUGAUAUCUGAGCCAGUUAUAUUCAAGUGGUGCAGGGAAGACUAUAACGUAAAGGGAAAGAUGAUGUUUGUAGAUCAGAUGAAAGAUUUCCUCGAAUGGCUGCAGAAUGCCGAAGAGGAAACCGACAGUGAAUCUGAAUCUGCUUAGACUUGAUCCACCCUGGAAUCAGUGCCACUAAUUAAAAGAAAUAUCGCCAAUAACAUUUUUUCCAAUGUAACUUUUAUCAUUGUAUAAACAUUUCUGGUGCCUUACUUGGUUUGUUGUGGCAGGCAAUAGUUGACUGGUGAUCAAACUGUAACAUCUUUAAAUUACUACAUUCUGAAGUCUUUUGGUCAUUGGAAAAAAUGUUAUUUCUAAAAUAUACAUUUCGCCAACUGUCGAAUUAACUUGAUGUUAUAUAUUAUAUAUUAAUGAUUUAUUGUCAAUUUUUUUAAUAUACUAAAGAAAAAAAG